Carassius auratus (goldfish) is the source of this 3676-nucleotide messenger RNA. Its product is annotated as gastrula zinc finger protein XlCGF8.2DB-like. NCBI's taxonomy places the organism in Eukaryota, Metazoa, Chordata, Actinopteri, Cypriniformes, Cyprinidae. The coding region runs from base 119 to 1264 and encodes 381 amino acids. Gene Ontology annotation, biological process: regulation of transcription by RNA polymerase II. The record is from RefSeq and is a predicted model, not a curated record. Gene Ontology annotation, molecular function: RNA polymerase II cis-regulatory region sequence-specific DNA binding; DNA-binding transcription factor activity, RNA polymerase II-specific. The transcript has 3 exons.
AUCAGUCAAACCUAUUUGGAGAAUUCUACGUGGAACUGUACUUAUCCUUACCUUAGUGACGUGGUUAUUUUAUGAAAGAAAGUGUCUAAACAGAGACAACUCUUGGAUUGAUCCAAAGAUGGCGUUUAUUAAAGAGGAGAGUAAAGACAUGAAGAUUGAAGAAACAUUCAGAGUCGAACAUCAAGAAACUGAGGAACAAACAGACCUGAUGGUGCUGAAAGAGGAGAGUCAAGAACUGAAUGAAACCGAAGAGAAACGGCAUGAUUUCAAACCUGGAGAAAAAUCGAUUGGUUGCUCACAGAAUGAAAAUAAUUCAACACCAAAAAAAGCUAAAAAAACAAAAACUGCAAACCAUAAUUCCCAGAUGAGAAUUCACACUGGAGAGAAACCUUUCACCUGCAAACAGUGUGGAGAGAUUUUCAGUCAAAAAGAAAGCCGUAAAGUCCACAUGAAAAUUCACAUUGAAAAGAAACGGUUCAUAUGCUGUCAGUGUGGAAAGAGUUUUACACGGGAAUGUCACCUUAACACCCACAUAAGAAAUCAUACUGGAGAAAGACCAUUCACCUGCAAACUGUGUGGGAGCAGUUUCACACAAAAUGGACAUCUCAAGACUCACAUGACAGUACACACUGGAGAGAGACCACACAUAUGUAUUCAGUGUGGAAAGUAUUUUACACAGAAAAAAAACCUUAAGGUGCACAUGAGAAUUCACACUGGAGAGAAGCCUUACACCUGCAAACUGUGUGGGAUGAGUUUCAUACGAGUUGGAGUUCUUAAGAAUCACAUGAGAGUUCAUACUGGAGUGAAACCUUACACCUGCAAACAGUGUGGAAAGAGUUUCACUCGUCAAGAAAACAUUAAAUAUCACAUGAGAGUUCACACUGGAGAGAGACCGUUCAUAUGUGUUCAGUGUGGAAAGAGUUUGAAAUAUAAAGAGAGUCUUAAGUAUCACAUGAGAAUUCACACAAGAGAGAACGGUUUUAAAUGUCAUCAGUGCGAAAGGAGCUUCACAGACACAAAUCACCUUCAGGAUCAUGUUAAAAUUCACAUCGGAGAAAAGCCUUUCAUGUGCCAUCUCUGUGGAAAGAGUUACUCAAGAGAAGAUAACCUUAAGGUUCACUUGAGAGUUCACACAGGAGAGAAACCUUUCACCUGCCCUCAGUGUGGAAAGUGUUUCACAGCAAAAAGGAAUCUAAAGAUGCAUGAGAAUUUACACAGGAGAGAGAUACAUACACAUUUCUAUUCUAAGCAAACGGAAACAUAAUUUGCAAAAUCAUUCUACAUUUACAUUUAUUCAUUUAGCUGUCACUUUUAUCCAAAGCGACUUAAAAUUGCUAUAUAUGUCAGAGGUCGCACGCCUCUGGAGCAACUAGGGGUUAAGUGUUGCUCAGGGACACAUUGGUGUCUUACAGUUGAACCCGCGUCUCUCACACCAAAGGCAUGUGUCUUAUCCACUAAACCAACACCACCCGGUUCUCGUAAGAAAUUGCAGUUUUCCUUAGAGUGACGAGGUUUUUAAAUAAAAAGGAGCUGAUUUUUUGGAUUACCCCAUUCUCAUUUCCUUAGGAAGGAACAGGAACGGUAUUACAUUAAAAAUAAUAUCCCAAUUUUGAAACUUACACCUCUUUGUCUUUGUAUGAAAUCUGAACUCAAUUUUAAGGGUAUUGUUUCUAGAUUUCUUGAACACUUUAAGAGUUCCUCCUAUCCAACAUUUGAAGACAUCCUGGGAGAAAGACCUCAGUAUAGACAUUUCAAAAGACACUUAGACCGAGGCCCUUCAAGGAAUUAUGUUGUGUUCCAUCAGCUCUAGCUUUCAGCUCAAUAGUGUCCAAACACCAAUGGUGCGAGGACACUCUUGGAAUUGCUUUCUUCAUCGUCGUCUCGUUUAAAGGGAAUCACAUUUUUUGAGAGGCUAAACAUGCUCCAAAACUUUGCACACUGGUGAACUGGUGGAAUUUUACAUCUGUUAUGUUUCAGAAUUGAGUCAGGUAAAAUGGCUCGAUAGCACCAGCUAUAAAAUUUAAACAAAGCGCCCCCCAGGAACGCUUUACAUACCUUUACAUACGAAGUUGAAAACACAACAGGAAGCCAUUUUGAAUUUACUCAGAUUUUUGUUAAGUUUUGUCCAUUAUCAGCCUUCAUACUUCAACAAUCUCCUCCUACAGCUUUAAUUGGAUAAUCUUCACAUUUAGUGAGUGUAAUCAUAAGUCCUUUGAGAUGUUAAAUUACAAAGAUCUUGAGUUUUUGUCAAGGGACGUGUCUCGCAAUGUCUCGCAAUGUCCAAUCUGCCCCAAACUUAACACUUUUUUUUAUAAGAGUUUUGUUCUGAACACAUGUCCAUGCCCAUAUUCCUAUAUAGUCAUAGCACCGUCUACUGGUAACAAAAAGUGUCAUGUUUAACACUGUUAUGCAAUUGUAAAUAGGCUAGCAACAUGCUAGAAUCAUGUAAAAAAAUAGCUAAAAACACUUAGCUAAUUUGCUAAAGCAUGCUUUUUGUUGCUCAGGCAACUCAGGCAUGCAAUUUCCAAUCUGCCCCAAACUUCACAUGUUUGGCCUGAACACUUCUACAUGCUCAUAUUUGGCUAUAGUCAUAGCACCACCUACUGGCAACAGGAAGUGACACAUUUAACGCUGAGAUGCACAGUGAUAUAUGCCAUAAUGUGCCAAACAUGCUAGAAACAUUCAAGCAACACUUACUGAGUGCUAAUGCUAUUCAUGCCAUGAAGCAGGAAGUUGUUGUAACUCAGCCGUACAAUAUCUAAUGUGGUCCAAAUUUCACACGUUUGAUAAGAUUCCUGGCCUGAACACAGCUAAAGACCAAUAUUCAGUUAUAAUCAUAACACCACCUGCUGACAACACAAAAUGUUUUGUUUUACAUUAACUUUAAACAUGCAGUGUCCUAUUUGCCGCAAAGCUGCUUGUGUUUAGUAAGAGUCCUGGCCUGAAAACAUCUACAAGCCAAUAUUCAGGAAUAAUUUAUAGCACCAAGGAAAUAACGUGUUGGGUGCAAGGGCCCUUUCUAUAUUGCAUGCAGCUUUAAUUCAUUAUAAACUUGUGCAUAAAUUGCAAUAUUCUCAUACCAGUUUACAUUCAUUUUAUUUUCAUUCUAUAGCAGGGGAAAUAUGUUGAAAUUUACUUCACUUCAGAACAUUCAUUCACGGAUUUGCACAGCGUCUUCAGAUAGAGACGAAACUUGCUAGAGAAAAGUGUGAAGUGUGACAAUAUAGCUCUGUAAAUUAAUACAAUUUAAAUAGGGGGGUGUGAGGCCUGGAAUCGGGUACUGUUUAUGUAGCCUGUUGUAGUUAUUUUGUCUGGUAUUCUGGUCUGUGUGUGUGCUCAGAUCUCCUAUUACACCUUUAAGGUCAGGAAUUGGAUACUUGUCAAAUGAAAAGUUUGAUUCCACCUAUCGAUUCCCUCACCUGUAAAGCCCUCUGCAUCGCAGGUGAUCCCACACACCCGUCACACAGCUUCUUCAGUCUGCUGCCAUCAGGGAGGGGACUGCGGAGUCUCCAGGUCAGGAACAGACUAAAGGACGGUUUCAUUCAUCAGGCUGUCAGGAAGCUAAACCCCCUCCCGACCUGUAUGCACCAAGGGUCUGAGAGUAAUGCAAUUUCAAUUCUCUCUGUGUAUGUUCUGUACAUGUCGAAGAAUUGGCAAUAAAGCAGACUCAACUUCA